UAGGUAUGUUGUGGGUGGAUUUGCACAGUGUUGGACUCAGUUGGACUCAGCCCUCAAAUCCACAAGGGAACUUAUUUCCUCUGCUUUGUGGGAAUUCUAAACAAAGAUACAAAACACAGUGAAUUAUGUGGAAAGACUUUGGUUCCAUGUUAUGGCUGAUGCUCCACCUCUCUUACCAAGGGAACACUUCCGACAUAAAUUGUCCUCCCAGAUGCCAGUGUUUCACGUCGACUAAGGUGAUGUGUUCUGAGGAGAGCAUGAGAAGCAUGCCCAUGAACAUCUCCACACAGGUGAAGGAGUUGGUCAUUAUGACAACGGGAAUGACGCACCUGGGCUCGAUCACGAUGCAGUACAGCCGCCAUCUCACCAAGCUGGUCUUCUUCAACAAUUUGCUGCAGGAUGUCUCCACCAUGGCCUUUGAUCGCUUGACCGGGCUCGAGGAGCUGGAGAUCAGCGGCAACUCUUGGCUGGAUUGUUUGAACCCAGGUACUUUCAGCAAACAGAGAAACCUCACCAAACUUUUGCUCAACUUCAACAGGUUCAAGUCACUGAAUGACGGCCUCUUCAGUUCACUUCAGAAGCUGAGGACUCUUCAGCUGAAGGGCAACAUCAUCUCCCACCUGCCCAGGCAGCUCUUCCAGAACCUGAGUAUUCACUCUCUUGACCUGUCCCUGAACAUGCUCACAGGGGUGGACAAUGAGCUCCUCAGCGGCUUGUCCCAGCUAGAGUCCCUCAAACUGGGCUACAAUAUGAUCAAUGUCCUCUUGCCCGACACUUUCCACAACAUCUCCCACGUGAAAGAGCUUUGCCUGCAGGGAAACCAGAUAUCUUACCUCCCUCAGGGUGUCUUUUCACAUUUACAGAAACUAGAGGAGCUGAACCUUCGCAGCAACUUGAUCACAAAUGUGAGCUCUGGAACCUUUCCCGUUGGCUUGAAAGAGCUGGAUCUCAAAGGCAACAGGCUGGUUCAGCUUUCGCCUGACUCAUUCGGCCAUCUAACCAGUCUCACACACCUGUUUCUGUCAAUGAACCAGCUCACUAACCUUCCAGAGGAUGUCUUUCGGAACCUGACGGGCCUGCAAAACCUGGACCUCUCGGAGAACCAGCUCACAUCGCUGCCGGGAACUAUCUUCCAAGAUCUCACAAAGAUUGAAAUCGUCCACCUGCAGAAUAACAACCUGAGCUCUCUGGAGGCCAUGCUGUUUGAGGACCAGGCCUUCUUGGAGCAGCUGUACCUCUCAGAGAACAACCUUCAGACCCUUCCUCAGGGCUUCUUUGACGCGUUCUUACACGAGAACGUGAUGAGACUGCGCAGGAACCCCUGGAGCUGCGACUGCCACAUGCUAUAUCUGUAUGACUAUGUGUCGGAGCACGGUCACUUGGUGGAGGACCUGAGUAAUGUGUAUUGUAAAGGCCCUGAGCCUUUGAGAGGACAGGGUCUGGUCUCCUUAGAGAGGGACCAGCUGGUGUGUCCAGGUAAUUUCUCUUCUAUAGCCAAAGCCACCACCUUCCAAGGCUUGGAAGAGAAACCAAACCCUAGCAAGUGUACUGUCCAGUUCAUCAACGACAACAUGACUAUCAAGUGCAAAGUGACUAAAUGUUCCCCAUUGAGACUUAUGGUGCAAUUCAAAGAAGGGGACGGCACCACGUCUGAGUACAUUAUGAAAAAGGACUGGGCAGAAUCUUCACAGUGUGGCAAUGGGACUAUAACUCUCACUGUGUGAAUGGUGUUCAUCAGCACAUGGGCUGAAGCUUUGCAAUAACUUCUCAAAGCAGGUUGGAUUUUCUUUAUCCAUCUACGUACAUCAUAGAGUUUUAUCAAACACACAAUAUUUUAUAUACCAACAUACUGUAUAUGAGAUGAGAGUGAAUUCCACCUGAAUUUAAUUUAAUUUUGAAGGUAUUGGCUUUGAAUAAUUUAUAAUAUGAUGUCUUGCAGACACAAGCAGUAUUGGUAUGAGCUUAAACAAAACUCUCCUACUGCCAAUGUCAAUAUUGUACAGACAUAACUCAACUCAAAACUGACAACCAGGCUGACGGUGUUUCCCACUCAUAGCUGAGAGAUAAGAGAGGUGGAUGAACUAUCCCUUGCGAGGUUCAAAGUUCAUCCCUAAUGUUCUAGAGACUAUGUAAUGAACAUAGUACCAUCCACACAAUAAUAUAGUAACAGAUAUAUCUACUGCAAUGUAUGCUCUUGCCAGCAGAUGACUCUAUUCCUCCAUUCACUUCACUGGCCAUGUUCCUUAAAUUGACUCGUGCUUUCGGCACCUCUGUCACUUGUAGAUUAUCUGUAGAUUCUCAAACAUCAACACACAUGUUUAGAUGUAGUAGAUGGUAACUCUGUUGACAUGCAACAACAAAUUCACAUACAGCUUUCAACCACACCCAGCAAUGAACUUUGUGGUUUUGUGUAGUUGAUUAGUCUUCAUUAAUUAAACUGACAAUCUGUGUAUGGCUAAUUGAACAUCUAUAAAACUAUCAAUCCUCCUGUGGAAGACAAUAUAAUUAAUGUGGUAACCUUGUUUCUCUCCAUUUUAAAGUAAUCAAUGCAGUUAGCAUAUGGAUAUGAUUUAAAAAAAAUCUAAGCAGUAAUCCAUUUGGAAAUAUAUUUGAAUAACUCUUGUAUUAUGAUUUAUUAUGAAUAAUUUAAAUAAGAAAGACCCUGCAAAAGAUCAAACAUGUUAUAGCGAAAUCAGAGAAGACAAAAUUCUGGAACACAAAUCCAACAAACACAAGCAUGGGGGUAGGUGCAUACACAUCUCCCCCAUGGAGAUCAAUGUAAGAGCUUCUCUCACUCUUUUAUUCUGGGGUUUAAAAGUUGAUCGAGACAAACAAGUCGUCCACAGAGACCCGUCUUCACACCCCUCUGCCCCUGGACACAGGAGAAGAUGAGGGAGAGGGAGAGAAAAGAGAGAGAUGAGGAAGGAGGGGGUUAGGGGGAAAGGGAUGAGUGGGGCCCACAGAUGGCAACACCUUGAAUAAAGCACUCUAACCCCAGGGUUUAUAAGGGUCAGGGGUCAUCGGGUCAAUUGUGUCCUUGGUCUGAGCUGACAUCACAAUUCAAAUGACAAAGUAGCAGUGUCCAAAGUUGCCAGGGAUGGCAUGAAACAGAGUAAUCCUCUCUUGACCAAAACUAAGAGGUAAACAUGAAUUGUGGGGAAAUAUUUGUCCCAAUACACAUAUCUAAUGAUCACCAAAUGAGCACAAUAUAAGUACUGGGGUGUUCACUCAAAUAUCACUGAUCCUAUAACCAGGGCCAGCCCUAGCCUUUUAAGGGCCCUAAGCGAGAUUUGGUAGGGGAGACCCCCAACUAGCAGUAAAACAUUUUAUCGGUCCCCCUCUUGAUAGCGGAGAGAAAAAUGUAAGUUUGAAAGUUAAUUUCCUGCAAUUCUACACAUUUUCUCAUGGGGCGUAAUUACACAUUUUCUCAUGGGGCGUAAUUACACAUUUUCUCAUGGGGCGUAGUUACACAUUUUCUCAUGGGGCGUAGUUACACAUUUUCUCAUGGGGUGUAAUUACACAUUUUCUCAUGGGGCGUAAUUAAACAUUUUCUCAUGGGGCUUAGUUACACAUUUUCUCAUGGGGCGUAGUUACACAUUUUCUCAUGGGGCGUAGUUACACAUUUUCUCAUGGGGCGUAGUUACACAUUUUCUCAUGGGGCGUAGUUACACAUCUUCUCAUGGGGCGUAGUUACACAUUUUCUCAUGGGGCGUAGUUACACAUUUUCUCAUGGGGCGUAGUUACACAUUUUGCAAUGACUUAUGCCACGUUAAUACAGUAUGAUAUCUGAGUGAGAAUUACUAACAAAAUCAUUGAGGGCCCCCUAGAGGUAAGGGUAUGUGUCCUGCAUACCGGUUUGUUUUUGGCAAUGAUAACUUCAAGUUUAGAUAGCUGGCUAGACUAACUAGCAACUACUGCUGAAGCACAGCCGAAUUUAGAAAUUGCGCUUGGUGUACUACUAUUCUUACUCUCAAUAGAAGUUCCUAAAACUAGGGCCCUAAGCAACCGCUUUUGUCGCUUAGGCCUGGGGCCAGCUGCCUAUAGCUUUGGUGCACAACAAGUCUAUUCAGCCAUUAAGACGAAGCUGGAGACUAACCCCAAAAUACAUAUUGAAUUUGAGGUUUAGCAUUUUGUUGAUUGAACUCAAAUCUAGAAUUCAUUUAAAACUUAUCUUUUCAAUCAAUCAGCUACUCGGUAUGGAAUGCAGAGCAGCGUUGCACCGGUAUAAAGUUUACCAUCUUUAUUUGCACUUAGGGACAGUUAUUACAGGUAAAAUACUACCAUCAACAUAAAUCAAUCAGACUGUAAAUUAGCUUGACUACAACCAUACGGCUAACAACCCAAUUACCAGCGGUAAUGACUGAUGUCCUGAGGAGAGGUCAAGUAGCCAGACCGGGACCCCUCUCUUAUCUCCUUUCUAGAGUUAUCAUCACCAUCAAAUCAGUUAUUGAGAUCCAUUAGACCAUCACUGACAGUUACCAGAUUAGCAGGGGAAUAGAAGUGAUGGAAUGACAAAUUUACAGCAGUGGGGAGGGAGUUGAGAUGCUGUGCUGCUGUCUUGCGAGGCUGGUUGAAAACCACCUUUUAACCCCCAGUCCUUCAUUUAUAGGCUAGUUAGUGCUGGGCACCAUACUUCACACCGCACCUCUUCAGCUGGGAGGGUGGGGAUUGUAUGGAAGGGAAGCAGGGUCUCAAAGUGGGGGCAUUAUCUCCCAGGACACACAAUGUCCAGAUGACACAAAUGUGCUGAGAGGUUUCCCACAGAGUUUAGGACAGCCAAGGAGAGGAGAGUGGCUGAGAGGGAAGACCAGAGUUCAGGGGACAAAGGGGAGAGGUCGUCUGAGAUCUACAACCUGAGGAGAGGGUUUUGGUUAUGGCCGUCAUUUGUGGUCAGAGGCUUUGAGACGAUACACAACUGGGGCAGUUAUAGACUCCGGGGCAGUUAUAGACUCCGGAGCAGUUAUAGCCUCCGGGGCAGUUGUAGACUCCGGGGCAGUUAUAGACUCCGGGGCAGUUAUAGCCUCUGAGGCAGUUGUAGACGCCGGGGCAAUUAUAGCCUCCGGGGCAGUUAUAGCCUCUGAGGCAGUUGUAGACGCCGGGGCAGUUAUAGCCUCCAGGGCAGUUGUAGACUCCGGGGCAGUUAUAGCCUCUGGGGCAGUUGUAGACUCUGGGGCAGUUAUAGGCUCCGGGGCAGUUAUAGACUCUGGGGCAGUUAUAGACUCCGGGGCAGUUAUAGCCUCUGGGGCAGUUGUAGACUCUGGGGCAGUUGUAGACUGGGGCAGUUAUAGCCUCUGUGGCAGUUAUAGCCUUUGUUGUGAGACUGUAAUUUUAACAGGUUCAGGUCAGGACAUCAUAGAGAUAAGACCCAAUUUUAUCAACAAGGUCAUAUAUCAAUUCACUCGUAUAAAAGACAAUAGGUCUACAUGAUGUUAAGUGGACGAGGAGAGCAGGCCCAAAUUGUAAUCUCUUCUAGCUGCACCGCUCUUCACCCAGUCUCCUCUGUGGCCUCCCAUAACAAGAGAAUUUAAGCUUCUUAUCAUCAAAUUACAAUUAUUGAGGUAGAAUGAAUCUGCAUCCCUGGACAGAGGGACCUGAGAGACCUGCUCUUAUAACGGAGAUCCUGGUUUUGUUUGUGACACUUGGGACACUCCAGAUGGAGUGUUUGUUAUUAUGCAUGCAACCCAUGCUUUGUUGUAUCUCAAUGGAGAUUCCCCAUUUCAAUAUUUUUAUUGUCGUUUUCAAUUAUACACUGAGUAAAAGUAUAAACACAACAUGUAAAGUGGGUCCCAUGUUUCAUGAGCUGAAAUAAAUUA
Messenger RNA from Oncorhynchus keta (chum salmon), 5813 nucleotides. RefSeq names its product carboxypeptidase N subunit 2. The transcript is spliced from 2 exons. Gene Ontology annotation, molecular function: protein binding. Bases 126 to 1724 code for a protein of 532 amino acids. Gene Ontology annotation, cellular component: extracellular matrix. NCBI's taxonomy places the organism in Eukaryota, Metazoa, Chordata, Actinopteri, Salmoniformes, Salmonidae. The record is from RefSeq and is a predicted model, not a curated record.